Cladocopium goreaui is the source of this 1131-nucleotide messenger RNA. NCBI's taxonomy places the organism in Eukaryota, Dinophyceae, Suessiales, Symbiodiniaceae. The record is from the annotation of a GenBank genome assembly.
AUGGCAUCCAAGUGCCUCGAAGCUUUUGAUCGCUGGCCGUUGGAGGUGGAAUGGGCCCAGAGUAUGGGGCAGCUGACCUUGACUCACCGCCUCGAGGGCGCGCUGCCCGAGAGGAAAACAUGGAGCAACGAGGAGGUCCAGGUAAAGAUGUCGUCCAACAGCCUAGAGGUGACAUUGAAUGGCACUAUCUUCAAACCUCUCACUGGGGACUUGGCUGGAGAUAUCUUCCGUUUCAAGUCUUGGUGGGUUGUCGAGGAUGAGACUCUCAUCAUUCGACUUUUCAAGAGAACGCUGAACUCUUGGAAACAUGCCUUCGCCGGACCCAACAGGGGCAUGUUCAGGCGGAAUGCCUUUCCCUGGACGAAAGUGAUGGAAAAGAGGGGUACAAAUCACAAUGGCGCUGGGCAUGGCAUGGGCUAUGCGGAGGCCGCACCGAAGGAGGAGAACUUGGAAGAGGUGUCGCCGGGCCGUCCGGCCGUAGAGCCUGGCGAGCUGCGGCCAGAUGGGACCGUCGAGGAGUUAUCAGCUGGUGGAGUUUUUGCAUUGCAAUCUGAGCGACACAUUUGUGCAGCUCACGACCUUUGCUUGGGACUCACGGCGCAGCAGGAUGACUUCACAGUGACCAUCGAGGUGCACUUCGAACUUCAACGCUUCGAGGAACUCCGCGCGCGGUAUCCUUUGGAGGCUUUGAUGGCGACAGAUGUCUGGCCCAAUGCGGUAUGUAUCUUCUUCCAGGGAGAUCGGAUGAAUCCCAUUGUAUGGGCGGAAUUGGAUGGCAAGGUGGAGGCCAUGUCCAGCACGUUCCGAAUUUCUUCAUCGGAUCCGAUGAGGAGGCGCCAAGCCAAAGGCGAUAUGUACAGCCCUUGCCUCUCGGUGCGCCUCACGAAGAUUCGAGAACCAGGAUCAUGGACUCGUAUCUUCAAAGAAGUGUGGCAGCACAAGCUGAUGGUCAAGGAGCUGGGACCCUUCGGCCCGCAGCGCUUCGAUGGCCUCAAUGGGGCGCGGAACUUCCUUCGUGCAGGAUACAACCUUGAUGAUCCCGACUUCUGGGGCAAUGUGGAUCACUAUGCGGCCAUGACCAUGAAGCAAUCGGGUUACACAUCGGCACCAAAGAAGUUGACCGUCACCUGA